This is a messenger RNA of Hypanus sabinus (Atlantic stingray), 4081 nucleotides long. RefSeq names its product RELT TNF receptor (gene relt). Gene Ontology annotation, biological process: apoptotic process. NCBI's taxonomy places the organism in Eukaryota, Metazoa, Chordata, Chondrichthyes, Myliobatiformes, Dasyatidae. Gene Ontology annotation, molecular function: protein binding. Bases 114 to 1352 code for a protein of 412 amino acids. The record is from RefSeq and is a predicted model, not a curated record. The transcript has 11 exons.
CUGGCGAGCCGGCGCCGGCAGACGAGGGGAGCGGGUCGCCGGGGCUCGGUGACAGCGGACGGCGAGCGGGAGGAAGCAUCGGCGGCCAACAGCCGAGGUCUGAAUCACUGAAGAUGAAGAGUAAACCUUCAAGUUGCACAUUAUUUUGUUACAUCACUCUGCUGACAUGGCAAAGUAUUAUGAUGAUGCAGUGCGGUGAGCUGGAAUUUGAGGACAGCCAAGGUCACUGUGUUCCCUGCUUUCCCUGUCCUCCAGGACAAGAGCCUGACAAGGAAUGUGGUUACGGAAAAGGUUUUGAAAAGAGCUGCAGAACCUGUGCACAGGGCACUUUUAAAGACAGCUAUGGUUUCGGGUCCUGUAAAACCCACACGGACUGUGCGAGCUUGAGGAAGACGUAUAUUCGUCUGGGAACACCAAUGACAGAUGCUGCCUGUGGACACUGUUUGCCAGGGCAUUAUGCCUCUGUUGAAGAAACCUCUGGAUUAGAGAAAUGUCUGCCAUGUUCAUCUGCUCCACUGGGAGCUGUAGAAUGUUCAGGGCUUUAUUCCCGUCUGAUACGUGUGGCACGGAAUACCCAGCACACACAUCAGGCAGGCCUUUCAAAGUCUUCCAACGAGAGCAAGGAGGUGACAAAUGAGGAGAAGCACACAGAGUUUGUUGUCUUCGCAUUGGUGCCGGUCUUCUGCAUUGUGGGAUUGUGCGGAAUUUUCAUCUGCAAUGCCCUGAAGAAGAAGGGAUACCGCUGUACCUCAGAAAAAUCUGAUGAUGAAAGUCCCAAUGGGAAGCUGGCUAUCAAUGCAAUUCCCUUCAGAUCAGAUGAAGCCAAUGAGGACACGAUUGGUGUGCUGGUGCGGCUGAUCACAGAGAAGAAAGAAAAUGCUGCAGCCUUGCAAGAGUUGCUAAAGGAGCACGAACUCUUGGAGGGGAUUGACUCCGACAACAAAGCAGACAUCACCAAUAAAAAUGCAUCCGAAAGAUUGGUUCCAUUGUUGACCAUUCCCAAGCUAUGUAAACACCAUCAUGUGCACACGGUGCAGACGUCAGCGACCCUUCUGGGCUCCAGCUGUACACGGUGCAGUCAGAAGAAGUGGCCUGAACUGCUGCUGAAUCCUCCCAUCCGGAACACUGCAAAGCCUGUCAAAGUGGGGACCCGGGCCAACAGGCCUGGAGAAAUCACCAUCCUCUCCAUCGGCAGGUUCCGUGUUACUCAGAUUCCUGAACAGAAGCAGAAUGUAGCUGAUGGGAAAAGUGACUUGGUAGACACUACCUGUGAUGGUUCAAUGGACCAAAAGAUACUGGGCUCAGUAAAAUGCCCAAAGCACACAGCCAGCCAGCAAGAGGUUGGUGACUGACUUUAUUGAAGAUCCUGAAGAGGUCAAUAAGUUACCCCUAGUGUGGGCUGAAACAAAGGUGGAAAAUGCCUUGAACAUUUAAGACAAAAAAAACUCUUUCCCAAAUGCUCUGUAGCAAAAUGUGGUCUACUUGAAGAGCUGCUGGGAAACAAACUCAGAUACGUGAGCACAAUUUGAAAGCUGAGACUGGAGGAGCAACAGCUAAUAUGUGUUUUCCCUAAAACAGUCCUAUCUGUUCACUAUCCCAGGUUAUUUUUAUAAUUGUAACUUUUAUUUGGAAAUGUUAUAACCUUAACUGCACACCAAAAUGCUGUUAUUUGUCAUCCCUUUAGAUUUUUCAGUAAUAUUGAUUUAUUUAAUAGUUUCAUACUUACAGAUGUUUUUAGAUUCUAUAUUGAAGGCAAUUAGAGCACUUCUGAGGAAUUUGGGAAAAACAAUCUCAUUAAUUCUGCAUGUACUACAGGACCAAACUCUGUAACUAAACAAAUUCAAGCUAUAGGACCAGCAGACAGUAAAGAGUUUGGAGAGGUGACUCAGUGUUAUUUUAAAGGGGGGAAAAAUGCAAUAAGAUGUUAACAAACCAUUUUUGAACAAUGUCAAAAUUUGUGAUUAAUAGGAAAGUUACAAUUCAUUUAUUGCUUUAGUUAUUUUUAAAAUAAUUUUUAAAAGAACCAGUGUUUAAACAACUCAGGGUUUGACAUUACCCACCAAAGAAGUAAUGUCCCUUUUCCAAUAAAAGGAACUUUCUCUGAAUGCUGCGGUAAAUGAAUCGGGUUAAAGCUGACCCACUGAACAUUUAAAAAGUAAUAAAGACAGGAACAACAGAAAACUAUUUCAACAAGAUGGAAAAACAAGCAGCUUUCCUAUUUCUAUCUUUGUAAGGUGUGGUACUGUCGUGGUUUAAAAUGCCAAAGCAAUAAUAUACCUUUUGCAGAAGGAAUAUUGUAAACAUUCAUUAUUACCUCUACAAGUAGAUUGCCAGUUGAUAUAGACCAGGGAGGGUAUGUAGUGAUUGUGUACCAACAGUGCACACCUCCCCUUUUGUUCACUACCUACUGGUCAUGUGGGUGUGGUAGAUACCCACUGUUGUAACAGCUGUGUUUCCUCAACCAGAAACUGGCAAAUCAUGUAUCAUGGAACAGCAGUUUAUUUAUGUAUGGAGAAUGACUGGACUUUGAAUUUAUUGUGUAGCAACAUUAAAUGCUUCAGAUGAGGAAACAGGCAGAGAUCCUAAAUGGUAAAAUUUGUUUAUUAUUGAUAGGCCAAUGAAUGGGGGGGGGGGGGUGGUUGUUAAGAAAUUUGACAUUUUGGCUGUACAGUAAUUCCACUAGUUUGAGACGUGUGCAUUCACCUGGUGUAUUUACAGAAGAGCCAUGUGCAAAGUAAUGCCUGGAGCUGGAAUACUUACAUCCUGAUAAACUUACAUUAUUGUGAUUGAAUUUCUGACAUGAGAUUCCAAUCAGAAAUGCUGAUGAGAGCUUUGUAUUCUUUAGGUAAUUGUGAUAAAUACAGCACAAUCUCAAAGCAGGAAUUAUAAUGAAUGACUGACCAUUCAUUGUGAAACACUACAGUAUUAUAUUCCUGAAUUUUUAGGCAAAGAGCAUUGGGUGGGUAAAACACCGUUGAAACAGGACUGUUUCCACUGAUUUGGAUGAGUGCAAGCAUAAUGAUUUAAUGUUUUUAUUUUUUUCAUCUGUGUCCUUUGUAUAAAAUGCUAGUGAGAUGCAGUUUUAAUACAGAAUUAUAACAAUAGCCAUCCAUUGAUCCACACUAUUCAGAGAGGAGAGUUACUGCGGCCUGCAAGCAUUAAACAAUCUUUGACUUUUUAAUAGGGUCAAUAGUCUGAAGAUGUUUUCUUUUUUUUUAAAAAGAUCGCAGCAUUUUCACGUACAACAAAUUUGAAUUGACUAAAUUCAAUUAGAAGAGGACCUUUUUUUUUUUUGGAAGCAAGUAAUACAUUCCAGUCCACUUUCAAUGGCAACUUGGGAUUUGCAUUUAGUGACAGUACUAUGGGGAAAAUGGCAAAUGGGGCAGAGGUUGUGAGGCAGCUACCAUCAUUGCAAGUGUAGGCAGUGGCUCCUGCAGCGCCGGUCAUCCUUGCAUGCGCACAUUCAGAGCAAAUACACCAAUUUUGAUUCCGAAGCAACUCCAUAAUAAAUAAAUGUUUUGCAAUUUGUCCUGCAAAACAAGCAGCUUCAAUGGCAGAGGGCCUGCGUAGUUAUAGGACUAGUCCCUCAUGCUGAUCCUGCCAGUAAGAAUGGGACUCCCAAAAUGGCAAUUCUGAGUUUGCAGAUUGCAGCUUGUGGCUUAAAUAAAAUUAAAAUUUCAAACUCCACAUUCACUAUAGGGAAAGGUGGGGAAAAAUUAAAUUCACUCAUGCAGGUAGUUGACACCACCAUUGGUGUGCUCAGCUGAGUAUUUGGAGGGAAUCUCUGAAGUGUGGCACUGAAAAUGAUUCCUAAUUAGAUCCCCUUUUCAUAAGACUUGUUUACAGCAUUUUAAUUUUGGGUGAAAAUUAAUUUGCAUAUUGCUGCUUUUUAAACUUUAUGGUAAUGUUUACUUUAUUUCUGGUUGUGUAACAUUAGUACUGUAUUUAAUGUACUGACAUAUUCAUGUAGAUGCACUGAUGUAAACCAUUCCUGUAUCACGUAUUUAUUUAUUCUUAGUUGGGUUUUGUUGCAGGAUUUUUUACUUGGGUGCUUCCCGAUGAAAUAAAUUUUAUUAUUAUA